AUGGCGUCCAGCGUCAGCGCUGCAGAAGAGGUCGCGAGCCAGAGGUCGCUGCAGCAGUUGAACACCCUCCUGGGAAGCACGAGUCCCGUGAACCCAGCGAACCCGAGCGCGGCCGACGUCGACGUCGCAGACAUCGUCGACGCGGCCUCCGUGGCCUCCGUGGCCUCCGUGGCUUCCAACGGGGCCACAAGAAAGAAAAGGCUCGGUUUGGGGGACAGGGAGGAGCCAGAAGUGGAGCACACCGAGCACACCGAGAUGCCAGCAAGAAGGCCUCCUCCUUCCUUGGACGAGACCGACAUCACCAGCACGGAAGACGGAGGCGACUGCGCCAGCAGCUGCGAGCCACUCGGAGAAUUUAGCAGUAACUCUUUUGAUCCUGAGCUUUGGAUUCGAGGGAUUCCGAAUUUUCCGGGUCGCGGGAAUUGCACCGUGAAGCUCCCAGGAGCGGCCUUUGGUUGGAGGAAGGAGUGCUGGCCUCCCUGCUGCACCUGGCCGAGGCAGGAGCCCAGGAGCUCAGUGAAAGCUCAGAGCCGAGAAGCCCUGUUCAUUCGCUUGUUUCCCCAAUGGGGGUUUCCGAGCUAUGUCUAG
Messenger RNA from Symbiodinium natans, 588 nucleotides. The record is from the annotation of a GenBank genome assembly. Lineage: Eukaryota; Dinophyceae; Suessiales; Symbiodiniaceae.